Messenger RNA from Gilbertella persicaria, 2742 nucleotides. Its product is annotated as MCM2/3/5 family-domain-containing protein. Bases 28 to 2559 code for a protein of 843 amino acids. The record is from RefSeq and is a predicted model, not a curated record. Gene Ontology annotation, biological process: DNA strand elongation involved in DNA replication; DNA replication; mitotic DNA replication initiation. Lineage: Eukaryota; Fungi; Mucoromycota; Mucoromycetes; Mucorales; Choanephoraceae. The transcript has 3 exons. Gene Ontology annotation, molecular function: ATP binding; single-stranded DNA helicase activity; single-stranded DNA binding. Gene Ontology annotation, cellular component: nucleus; MCM complex.
CUUUCUCACUUUUUUUUUUUUUCAGUUAUGAGCAGUUUUAAUCAAAUUCCUUCUGAUAUUAUCCCUGAUACACCAGGACGUUAUGGUCGUCGAACAGACUUACUUUCUUCUCAACUCGACCCUAGUUCUCCUGGUUAUUAUGGUCGUACACCUGGUUCUCCACGCCAUAUCAGAAACAGACGCUCAGAACUCUCUUCUACUUUGUUAGGUGAUGAUAUUGGUGCUACUUCACCUCUCGCUUAUCCCUCUACACCUUUACGUUCUGGCUUAGAAAGUUAUGGUUCACCACGCACACCACGCACCAACCCAGCUACGUUUGUUCGUACACCUCAUGCCCAAACACCGGGUCGUGCUCUCUCUUCCAUGAAUGUGGAUUCCCAAGAUGUCGACCCUUCAUUGUCUGUUCGUCUUAUCUGGGGUACCACUGUCAAUAUUCAUGAGGCCAUGACCAGUUUCCGUAACUUCUUGAACCAUUUCACGUUGGCAGAUCGUAAACGCAAAUUCAAUGAGCCUGUAACAGAUGAUGAUAAACAGCCCUUUUAUCCUGCCUUGUUGACCCAUGUCUAUGACAACAAUGCAACCAGUGUGAACUUGGAUUGUCGUAAUUUGAUGGCUUAUUCAGUCACUCGUAAACUGUACGAUCAACUUGUCAAGUAUCCUCAAGAAAUUAUUCCUUUAAUGGAUCAUACGAUUACUGAAUUCUAUUUUGGAUUGUUUCCUAAUACUGAUUUCAAUGGUUUACAACUCAAGGUUCGUCCUUUUAAUUUAAGCAACACAGUCAAUAUGCGAGAAUUAGAUCCACAAAAUGUGGAUCAAUUGAUUACCAUCAAGGGUUUAAUGAUCCGUGCUUCUCCUGUGAUUCCUGAUAUGAAAGAAGCCUUUUUCCGUUGUUUGAUCUGUGACUAUACUGUCACGGCCAGUGUGGAUCGUGGUCGUAUCUUGGAACCCACACGCUGUGGCAGAGAAUCAUGUGACUCUGAGAACUCCAUGACACUUGUCCAUAACCGUUGCCUGUUCUCUGAUAAACAAGUGGCUCGUAUUCAAGAAACACCCGAUGUUGUGCCGGAUGGUCAAACGCCUCAAACAGUCUCUAUGUGUCUGUAUGAUGAUUUAGUGGAUGUAGGUAAGCCUGGUGAUCGUUUAGAAGUCACAGGUAUCUUUCGUGGUGUGCCUGUCCGUGUCAACCCUAAACAACGUACGAUCCGUGCUCUUUUCAGAACCUAUCUGGAUGUGGUCCAUAUCAAACGUACAGAUAAGAAGCGUGUUCAACUGGACAAGACAUUCCGAGCUCAAUUUGGCAUGGAAGCGUAUGAAGAAAGCGAUGAGAUUCAACACAUCACGACCACGGAUGAACAAGACAUUCUGGCCUUAAGCAGACGUCCUCAACUGUACGAGACACUCGCUCGCUCACUGGCUCCUAGUAUCUAUGAACUGGAUGAUGUGAAAAAGGGUAUUUUGUUGCAGUUGUUUGGUGGUACACACAAGACAUUCCAAAAGUCAGGUGCACCCAGAUUUAGAGGGGACAUCAAUGUCUUACUGGUGGGUGAUCCAGGUACAAGUAAGUCUCAAUUACUUCAAUAUGUGCACAAGAUUGCUCCCCGUGGUGUCUAUACAUCCGGCAAAGGUUCCUCUGCUGUGGGUCUGACAGCCUAUAUUACCCGUGACCCUGAUUCACGCCAAUUGGUGCUGGAGAGUGGCGCCUUAGUCUUGAGUGAUGGUGGUGUGUGUUGUAUUGAUGAAUUUGAUAAAAUGUCAGAUGCCACUCGUUCUGUGCUACAUGAAGUUAUGGAACAACAGACCAUUUCAGUCGCUAAGGCAGGUAUCAUUACCACCUUAAAUGCUAGAACCUCCAUCUGUGCCUCCGCUAAUCCUAUUGGCUCACGAUGGAACAAGCAUCUUUCUGUGCCCGCCAAUCUCAAUUUACCUCCCCCUCUCUUAUCUCGAUUUGAUCUGUUGUAUCUGAUCUUGGAUCGUAUUGAUGAAGAUGCCGAUCGUCGUCUAGCUAAGCAUUUAGUAGCACUCUAUAUGGAAGACAGCCCAUUGACAGCUGGUAAUGAUAUCGUGAGUGUGGAACUCUUGACGAAAUACAUCAAUUAUGCAAGAGAGAAAGUACAUCCUGUCUUGAGUGAAGAAGCGGGUUCUAAACUGGUUGAUUUCUAUGUGGAUCUUCGUAAACAAGGACAAGACCGUAGUUCUGAGAAGCGAGUGACAGCCACCACACGUCAAUUGGAGUCCAUGAUUCGUAUGUCUGAAGCCCAUGCCAAGAUGCGAUUAUCACCCACUGUGGAUGUGGCAGAUGUAGCAGAAGCUUCUCGUUUGUUACGUGAGGCCAUCAAGGAUUAUGCGACUGAUCCCAAGACAGGUCGUAUUGAUAUGGAUCUUAUUCUGUCUGGUACAGCAUCUUCUGAACGUGAUCUUCAAAAUAGCUUAAAGGAAGCUUUAUUAUCCAAACUAUCUUCUUAUCACCAUAACCGUGUUGAUUAUGCUAAAUUAUUCAAAGACUUUAAUGACCAAAACCAAGUGGUAAGCCAAUAUCAUCCCAAUGCUGUUUUUUAUUGAUGUAUUUCUUUAGCCUGUGGAUAACAAAACAUUUGAAGAUGUGUUAAGAUCUUUACAAGAUCAAGGUGUCAUCAGUACUUCUGGAGAAGGAAGAAAGCGCACCAUUCGUAUUCUAACAGCAAGUGCUGAUGCUUAAUGAUAAAUGUUUACCCUUUAUAUACAAAUAAAUAAGUGCUACCUCUC